AUAAAGUUUCACCGUUAACCUUUGACCCCAAGAUGUCUGCCUACAUACCGCUCUCUGUGAAGAUGUCACCGUCAGCCUUGGCGGGCAUAAAGUUUGUUUUAACGGAGCAUUGUUCUUCUAGAAAGUUCCUAAAAUCUCUGAAAGAGCUGAGCAGGCGAGGUUACGCGGUGACAGCAGGUCAGACGGCGGCGAGCACCGUGGAAGAUGAGGGCGGUGUGAGCGGCGGUGGGUUCAGCGGACCUUUGGAUCACUACAACGGGCUGAUCCGAGCCGGGAGCCUGCGGGAAGACGAGCACCAGAGAGCGGUGCUUCAGACGCUGGACGAGCUGCGCAGAACGCUGAGAGGAUACACCAACAGACCCACAUCCAUCUUCUCAAGGUUUUUAACUAAACCAAAGCCUCCAAAAGGCUGCUACAUCUACGGCGACGUUGGCACGGGGAAAACUAUGGUGAUGGACAUGUUUUAUUCAUAUGUGGAAACGGAGAGGAAAAAGAGGGUUCACUUCCAUGGGUUUAUGUUGGAUGUGCAUAAACGGAUCCAUCGGUUGAAACAGAGCAUGCCCAAAAGGAAAGCAGGAAAAAUGGCCAAAUCUUAUGACCCCAUCGCUCCAGUUGCAGAAGAGAUCAGCGAGGAGGCUUGUCUGCUGUGCUUUGAUGAGUUUCAGGUGACGGAUAUAGCAGACGCCAUGAUUCUAAAGCAGCUUUUUGAAAACCUGUUUCUGAACGGCGUUGUUGUCGUGGCAACAUCAAACCGUCAGCCUGAAGAUUUGUAUAAAAACGGACUGCAGAGAGUCAACUUUGUGCCUUUUAUCGCGGUGUUGCAGAAAUAUUGCCAAACUCUUCGUCUUGAUUCAGGGAUCGACUAUCGCAAAAGGAACAGACCUUCUGCUGGGAAACUCUACUUUCUCUCCAGUGAGCCUGAUGCAGAGGCAACGUUGGACAAGAUGUUUGACGAGCUGGCUUUUAAACAGAACGACAUUACCCGACCGCGGGUUUUAAAUGUUCACAACAGGAAAGUCCGUCUGAACAAAGCGUGCGGGACGAUCGCAGAUUGUACGUUCGAGGAGCUGUGUGACAGGCCGUUGGGGGCCAGCGACUACCUGGAAAUAUCCCGGCUGUUUGACACCGUCUUUAUUCGGAACAUUCCUCUCCUGACGCUCAACAAAAAAACUCAAGCCAGGCGUCUCAUAACGCUGGUAGACGCCCUCUACGAGCACAAGGUACGGGUGGUAAUACUUGCAGAACACCCGCUGGAGGAUAUUUUUGUUAAUGACGGUGAUCACAGUCAUGACGAGAGCCACAUUAUGAUGGAUGACCUGGGGCUGAAACGGGAAGAGGCCAGCAGUCUGUCCAUCUUCAGCGGGGAAGAAGAGAGGUUUGCCUUUCAAAGGACCAUUUCUCGUCUCACAGAGAUGCAGACAGAAGAUUAUUGGCUGGAGGGGGACCGAAGCUUAAAAGCAAAAGCGUAACAAUUGGGAGAAAAUAAGCCAUGUGUGCCACUCUAUGAACUACAGUCAUGCCAAAAACACUCUAAACUGCUCCAUCCCACUAAUCCAGCACACAAACAAAAAAAGACUCACAAGAACUGAAUUUGUAUGUUUGUACAUACUAUAUUUAUUAGUAUAAUUUAAAUGCAGAUUUGCACUAUAAGGAUCAUUUUAAGAUGAAUUUUUGAGUUUAAUAUCCCUUUUAAUCCAGUUGUCAUGUAAUGACCCCCUUUUUUUUAUAGGUGAAUUCUAGAACUACAAUCCAGGGCUUUACGGGCGGUUAAUGGGCUUCAGUCUGUUUUACUUUUGGUACUUUGAGGAUUUUCUUUCUGCCUAAAUUGUUUUAAUUAUUAAUUAAUGUAAAUAUGGAAACAGGACUUACUUUUUGUGAUGAGAGAUGAUUUUUCUUGAGAAAUGUUUGAUGAAUUGAUCUAUUCUGACUGCGUUGAUGAGCUGUUGGAUUGUUUUAAAGAAAAAUAAUAUAAAUAUAUAUCUGUUAUGAUCUGUU
Molecule: messenger RNA, 1995 nt
Organism: Cyprinodon tularosa
Lineage: Eukaryota; Metazoa; Chordata; Actinopteri; Cyprinodontiformes; Cyprinodontidae
Gene: afg1la
Product: AFG1 like ATPase a
Exons: 13
Coding region: 33-1469 (478 amino acids)
Cellular component (GO): mitochondrion; cytoplasm
Molecular function (GO): ATP binding; ATP hydrolysis activity
Source: RefSeq, a predicted model, not a curated record